AUGCAGUUGGCCCUCCUCGGUGCUGUUGCACUGCUUACGCAGAAUGCCGCCGCCCAAAACAUGCUUCGUUUCGCCUGUUCACAACUAGUUGUCGAGCGUACCGAUCCUCUAGUCAACCCGGGAAUGAAAUACACCCCACAUCUUCAUCAGAUCGUUGGAGGGAACUCCUUUAACAUUUCUAUGGACCCGGCCACACACGACCCACCUGCGAUGUCCUCCUGCACAUCGUGUAGCUUUGUGGAGGACUUGUCUAAUUAUUGGACUGCUGUUAUGUUCUUCAAGGCUCGGAACGGGACCUACAAGCGUGUUCCCCAAGUUGGCAACGGAGGACCCCAGGGGUCUCUUAUAAACAAGGGUGGUCUCGAUGUUUAUUAUAUUCCUAGCGGGAAGGGAUUCCGUAUGCUUGCUGGAAACGCCGUAAAUACUGAUGCCAGCAAAGUUUCUAAGGGCAAUAUCUGCCAUCGAUGCUGGCAGUCAACGGACGAUAACCAGUUUACUGGUGGUGCGCCUUGCUCCGGCAGUGACACUGUGGACAUCCCCAUGUCCACAUCGUGUAAGAUGAUCCGUCAGACCAUUAUCUUCCCAGCUUGCUGGGAUGGCAAGAACCUCGACAGUCCUAACCACCAAACCCAUGUUGCUUAUGGACAAGGAUCUGGAGCGACUGGAGGCGGCGCCUGCCCAUCUACUCACCCUGUGAAGCUCCCUCAAAUCAUGUACGAGCUUAUGUGGAAUACCUCAACGUUCAUGGACAAGAAUAUCUGGCCUGCAGAUGGCUCCAACCCAUUCGUUUAUAGCAUGAACCUCGGUGGUCCCGCAGCGCAUGGCGACUAUGUCUUCGGCUGGAAGGGUGACACUCUCCAGCAGGCUAUGGAUAAAAAUUGCAAUCUCAACAAGGACUGUCCAGCGGCAGGGCUCCAUGCCCAGUCAGCCGAUAAGUACAAUGCAUGCACGAAGGCACAACAAGCACCAGAGGAGGUUGACGGCUGGCUGAAAGCUCUGCCCUUGGGCGAGAUGGCCAUCAAAGCCUAA
This is a messenger RNA of Venustampulla echinocandica, 1029 nucleotides long. RefSeq lists its product as uncharacterized. Lineage: Eukaryota; Fungi; Ascomycota; Leotiomycetes; Helotiales; Pleuroascaceae. The record is from RefSeq and is a predicted model, not a curated record. The transcript has 5 exons. The coding region runs from base 1 to 1029 and encodes 342 amino acids.